Messenger RNA from Zingiber officinale, 1929 nucleotides. RefSeq lists its product as uncharacterized. The transcript is spliced from 4 exons. NCBI's taxonomy places the organism in Eukaryota, Viridiplantae, Streptophyta, Magnoliopsida, Zingiberales, Zingiberaceae. Bases 1 to 1929 code for a protein of 642 amino acids. The record is from RefSeq and is a predicted model, not a curated record.
AUGGCGAUGGCGAUGGCGAUGGCGAUGGCGAUGGCGAUGGCGACGGCGACGGCAGCUCCGGCGUCUUCCAAGUGCUACUUCGAGACUUCAACAGAAAAAUUAUUUGAACUUGAUCCGGAGAUUGAGAGAACCUUCAGGGCAUUGAGAAUUCAAGAGAAAACUUUAGAAGACUCUAAGAGCAUUUUAUUACAUUUAGAUAUUCCCAUGGCUGAUCAUAAUAGAACCAUGAAGGAGCUUGCAGCUCCUGAUGAAGCUUUCAAGUACUCAUGCAUUACUUAUCCAACUUUGGCAGGAGAUUUUGAGUUAAGAUCAGGAUUAAUCCAUUUACUCCCUAAAUUUCAAGGGUUAUCUGGAGAAGACCCGAACAGACACUUACAUGAAUUCCAUGUGGUUUGUUCUACGAUGAAGCCACAGGGUAUCUCAGAAGAGGACAUCAAGCUAAGGACUUUUCCAUUUUCAUUAACUAGAGUAGCAAAAGAUUGGUUGUACUAUUUGCCACCAGGAUUUAUCACCUCUUGGAUUGAUAUGAAGAAGGCUUUCUUGGAGAAAUUCUUUCCAACUUCUAGGACUGCUACUAUCAAGAAGAGUAUCUGUAGAAUUCAACAAGUGGUAGGGGAGACACUGUAUGAAUAUUGGGAGAGAUUCAAGAAGUUAUGUGCAAGUUGUCCUCAACAUCAAAUUAGUGAGCAAUUACUAGUCCAAUACUUUUAUGAGGGUUUAUUACCUAUGGACAGGGGUAUGAUAGAUACAACAGCUGGAGGAGCUUUAGUGAACAAAACUCCAGAGCAAGCAAGGGAGCUUAUCUUGAACAUGGCUGAAAAUUCACAGCAAUUUGGAAGUAGAGCACUCACUACUAGAGGAGUUGGUGAAGUUCAAAUGGUUUCUAAUGAACAAAAGGAGAUAAGGAACUCAUUGAUGGAAUUAACCUCAUUGGUAAAACAAUUAGCCUUGAACAAUGCUACUCAAUCUUCUAUAGUUCCAAAUGUGCAAUUUCCAUUUAAACAAAGUGAGCAAUCAUUUCAGCCUUAUCAACAGUUUCUAAAUCAAAAUCAGCAACAUCAAUUCCAGAAUCAGAGUGUUCAACAGGGACUGAAUUUUACACAGCAAGUACUUCCAGCAUCUAGGAGGUUGAGUUUAACUCAAGGAGGUUCCAGUAAUGCUUCUAAUUCUGAUGCACAGCAAGCCAGAUUGGAGGAAUUGAUGCAACAAAUUCUUCAACAGCAACAAAAUCAGCAAAGGACAGAUUCAGCAAUUCAAAAUAUAGAAAGGCAAAUAGGACAAUUGGCUUCCAGCAUUAAUCAGAUUCAAGCUCAGGGAUCUAGUCAAUUGCCAUCUCAAACAACUCCUAAUCCUAAAGGGAACGUUAGUGCAUUGACUUUAAGGAGUGGUAGAAAAGUUUCAGAAUUUUCAAAAGAAGGAGUUGCUGCUGAAAAUUUUCCAGAAAUCCAGCAACAAAGUUCCAGUAGUGAAGAAAUUCCAGAAGUUCAGAAUGUGCCAACCUCAAGCUCCACUUCAAUUUUCAUCGAUCCUGUGAAUUUGGAGCAUGCACAAGGGAGUAGAAGUCGUAUUCCGGAAAUUUCCAGCAACUUUAGUCCAGCUGAACAGUUUCCAGUAGCAAACCCAGAUUGCAGCAAAUCUGGAAAUUCAAGACAUCAAAAUUCAGUUCAGAAAGAUAUCGAGCUAAGUAUUCCAUUGCCUUUUCCUCAAAGAAAAAUUCAACCAAGGAAGAAUAUAGAAGAGGAAAGAGCUAAGGAAUUUCAAGAGCUUGUUAACUUAUUUAGCAAGGUGGAGGUAAAUGUUCCUUUACUCACAAUGAUCAAGCAAAUUCCAAAAUAUGCUAAAUUUUUGAAGGAUCUUUGUGUGCACAAGAAAAAGUUGAAGGGGAAUGAGUUAAUUAGCAUGGGCAAGAAUGUAUCUGCACUUCUUUAA